Molecule: messenger RNA, 5921 nt
Organism: Epinephelus moara (kelp grouper)
Lineage: Eukaryota; Metazoa; Chordata; Actinopteri; Perciformes; Serranidae
Gene: sphk2
Product: sphingosine kinase 2
Exons: 8
Coding region: 1335-4022 (895 amino acids)
Biological process (GO): positive regulation of apoptotic process; sphinganine-1-phosphate biosynthetic process; sphingosine biosynthetic process
Cellular component (GO): cytoplasm; membrane; intracellular membrane-bounded organelle
Source: RefSeq, a predicted model, not a curated record
GUGUUUUCCUUAUCGCCAUUGGACUUCCUCUCCGCCGCUCAAAGCUGCUGCUGCUGCGUCUCCAGACACUUCCUGCACCGAGCCACAGUUUUCACAGCAAGCGACCGCCUGUCGUCGUGAGGGGGAGACAAGAUGAGGAACAAAGAUCUUUGGGAGGGAACGUGAGGCUUGACUCAAGGACUUUACCAUGACAUAAACUAAGGACCCACCUGGAACUGUCUCCUUGUUUGUCUUUUGUUUUGUUUCUGUUUUAAUUUUUUCGUUGUCUAGUCUCCACUCGUCUUACCCAGUGUUCGCCCUCUUCUCGUGGAGAACAGAUGAUGAAGUAGUGUACAGGGAGUAUUUGUUUGGAUGAAACUUUUAUGUAUCACACUACUGUCUACAGGUCUGGCCUAGUCGCUCCUCUUGUCUGCCUCCUAUUUAUCACUGAGAUUAAAGAUAGCAAUAGAGGUAUCAGAGGUCAUGAAAAAGCCUGCACUUAUCAUAUCUUUGUGGCAUUAAUGACAUUUUGGCCAGCACUUACCAUGCAACAUACUCUACAGAAUUCUUUCCUUGUGUAUUAAUUUAAUUAAAUUUUUUAGCCUCCUUGUUUAAACAAGGUGUGUUUGUUUGUCUUAUUCGUUCUUAAUAGAUUUUCUUUCAGUGCAACUAAGAGUUUUGUCCAUUUGUGUAAUUAUUUAAAGAUUUAUUGUUAAUGUUGAGGAGCUGCUCAGCUGCCUUAUAUUGUUAUCACAAUAGGCUGCUUUAAGUCGUAAUAUAAACUUUUUUUUUUUUUUACUUAUGCAAUCUUUGUGAACAUUUGUUUAAAUGACUGAUCUUGUAGUGGAAAAAAUACAUUUUUAAGUUCUGUUGUUUUUGAAUAUGUUGAAGUAUCGCUCACUCAUUUUUCCACUGGCAGUAAACUGUAGAAGCUGACGGCUCUUCAGAUCAAACUGUGAUGGGAGCUCUCUAACUGUGACACAAAGACUGAUCUUUAGCAGUUUCCAUCUUCACUGGAUAAAUACUCUACACAGAAGAACCUUUAAACUGGAAGGAGUUUUUCCUUUUCUUUUCAAAUGAAGACAAACCUGAAAUAGACAGAUGGAAACAGAAACUCAGAGCUGAUUUUUUUGUGACUUUGUCUCUUGAAUCCAAACACUGAAGAGGGAGAAUGAUUUUGAGGAGAUUUCAGGGAUAAAGCUCCCAGACUGACAUUCAGACACAUUUUGACUUUACCUGCAAAUCUUGAAGAGCUGCCAGAUUCCACUCUUCAAGUCUCUAACUGUAGAACAAAGACCUUGAAGCUUGUCAGACCGACUUUUUCCUGAUAAGCGUCGUCCCCUUCAGCAGUGAGGAUGCGAUCUCCAGAACCAUCUUCACCCUCCACAGCAGAAGCUCUUCUUCAUGGCCAGUUUGCCAGCUGGGGCUCAGGCAGCAACAGCAACAAUAACAGCUGCCCCAACAGCCCUGGUGGUCCAGGGGGACUCUCCCCCGCUGCCUCCCCUACUCCGGCUCCGGCCUCCAACUAUGCCUUGACCCUCACCCACACCCACAUACAUAUCCAGCGGCUGUCGCCACGGCCAGGGAAGGAAGCCCGUCUCUUGCUGCCUUUAACAGAGCUGGUGGGGUGCAGCUGCCCUCGUGCCCCCGCGCCCCCUCUCCUGGUGCUGUACUGGUACCCGCCAGGCAAGCGGCGGAAAGGGGUGUCUCGGCGCAGGCAGGUGAGGGCCUACCUGGCAGAGAGCAGGCCUGAAGCUGAGCGGUGGUCAGCUGCUGUGCAGUGUCUACUCAGAGGUGUGACCGUCACUGCUGACACAGAAUUUUCAAGAAGUCUGCUACCUCGUCCCAGGCGACUACUGUUAUUGGUCAAUCCCUUUAGCGGGAGAGGCCAGGCAAUGCAGUGGUGUCAGACCCACAUCCUGCCAAUGAUCAGAGAGGCCAACAUCAGCUACAACCUUAUACAGACAGAGCGUCAGAACCACGCCAGAGAGCUCAUCAGAGAGAUAUCGCUCCCAGAGUGGGAUGGCAUCAUCAUUGUCUCUGGAGACGGCCUGCUGCAUGAGGUAAUUAAUGGGCUGAUGGAGCGUCCUGACUGGGAACAAGCAAUAAAAACACCUGUCGGCAUUCUUCCCUGUGGCUCCGGGAAUGCCCUGGCUGGCUCCAUCAACCACCAUGCAGGGUAUGACAUGUGCCUUCGGGAGCCCCUCCUUUUGAAUUGCUGCUUUUUGCUCUGUCGAGGCGGUGUCCGACCCAUGGACGUGGUCUCCGUGACAACGAGCCCUCCCUCCAACAACAGUCGUAAUGCAGCACCCAGGAGACUGUUCUCUUUCCUCUCUGUUGCCUGGGGCUUUGUGUCUGAUGUGGACAUUGAGAGUGAGAGGUAUCGCGGCCUGGGCUCAGCUCGCUUCACCCUGGGCACCCUGGUGCGCAUAGCCUCUCUUCGAUCCUACAAGGGUCGUCUGUCCUACCUGCCUCCUUCUAUUAGCAACUCAUCACCAGAUGCCACACCUCCUCCGCCGAGGAGACCCCUCUCCCGCAGCAUCACAGAAGGCCUGGAAGGCUUCUGUCGAACGCCCAUCCAUCGCACUUGCUCCGACAUGGGCAUCAGUGAACAGAGGAGCCUGCGCAGGGGUGAGGGAGAGAGGGAAAAAGAGGAGAGGCAGAAAGAAAGGGAGAGAAGACGGGAGAGGGCUCGGGGGGGAGGAACUGGCGUGGUGAGGGCGAGCAGCCUGGCAGAGGACAGAGAGAGAGAACGGGAGGGGGAGAUGGAGAUGGAAGCAGAAGAGGAGAGGUCAGGGACAUGUUCGGAGAGUUCAGAAUCAAUUGAAAGGGAAGACUGCAAUAUGGGAAGGGGAGAAAGGUUGGCGGGGAUCAAGGAUGAAAGGGAAGACGAGGGAAGGACAGAGCAAGACUCCAGUGAGAUGGAGGAAGAGGACAGGGGGAAGGAUGGGGAAGGCAGUGGUGGUUCUGCAGAGGGGGAGAGUGUGAUGCAUGCAAGAGAGCAGGGAGUAGACAUGGGGCGAGAGGCAGAUGAAGACCCAGAAGUUUGUCUCACUUACCAAGAUGGCCUUCAGGAAGCCAGACAGUCGCUAAGGAAGAAUUCAGCCCCUUCCAGCCAGAUAGCCAACGCUCUCUUCGGUCAGCCUCUCAGUCAGGAGGCUGACGCAGACUCUGGCACUUCAUACGGUGUAGAGGACAUGGAUCUAAACGGGACCUACUACCAGAAAGAACCCUACCAAAUGGAUGUUGCUCGUGAGCGAUCUCUCACCAUCUCGUCUCCCUUUCGUCACUCUCCCUUCUCUUACAAGCCCAAGGCCCUGGACCAAAACCAGAACGCCACCCGGCCGAGGCCCCUCUCUCUCCUCCAGCACUCCCACUCAAACUCCCUCCCCCCCAAACUCCCCUCACUGUCCCUGUCUCUUUCUCCCACACCCCCAUCUUCUCCAUCAUGUGCGUCCCCACACUCUUCAUCCUACCUCGUCCCCCGUCCCAACACCCCAAACUCCACCUCUCCCUCCCCCUCUCUACGCACACCGUCCUCAUCUUUUAACUUUGAUAUUGCCGAGCCAGCAGGACCCCUGAAGAACCGUCCUUACGUCCCACUGCCUUUUAAUAUCCCUAAGGAUGACUUGUUACCGCCCCUAGACCAACCCCUUCCCACCAGAGACUGGGUCACCAUUGAAGGGGACUUUGUCCUGGUCCUGGCCCUUUAUCAGUCCCACCUCGGGGCUGAUCUUCAUGCUGCACCCCAGGCCAGGUUUGACGAUGGGCUGAUCCACCUGACCUUUGUGCGGGCGGGGAUCUCUAGAGCCACUCUACUGAGACUGUUCUUUGCCAUGGAAAGAGGAACCCACCACUCCGUCAGCUCACCGUAUGUGAGCCACAUUACCUGCAAGGCCUUCAGGCUGCAGCCUCUUUCUACGCGGGGGACACUCACUGUGGACGGAGAGCUGGUGCCCUAUGGGCCACUUCAAGCGCAGGUUCAUCCCUCCAUGGCCCGGCUCAUCGUCGGCGACUCUGGAGUGAAGAUUACCAGAUUCUAAUCAGGGAUUGGUUGAUCUGAUUGACAGAUAACAGCACUCUACUGAAUUAUGUAAUCUCUGUUGUCAUCUAUACUCUGAGAGAGAGGGGGGGCGGAGUAUCUGAAAGACUUAAAAUAGCCUGGAAUGCAGAAACUGCUUUUCUGAGGUUUAAUGAAAGGGAUAACCCACCGAGCCACGCAUCAAUGGAGCACGACUGCAGGGAUUAAUAGCGAAAUUUGAAAAUGGAUGAAAAAUGCGCCUCAUUGCACAGCUGUUGGAUUACGCUCGGCGUACCCUGAGAAGCAUGAAAACUGCACAGCCUGGGAUAGUAAGAGGGAAGAACAAUCGAAUGUUUAAGGAUAUUUUUUUGUGCAGAUAGUGCAUGUGUUGGAUGUAUACGUAGUAGUAUGCAUGCAGAGAAGCACUACCUGAAUUUUGCCUUUCGAUCAGAUGGAAUUAAAUUAAGAGAGAAUUGUUCUUAACAUGAAAUGCUAUAAGAAUACAAUGAGAUUCACUCGGGUCAACACCCCAUUAAUGUUAGCCCCAAGCUUCAGUCUUCAACCCCACCCCAGAUGUUUGAGUAUAAAAACUUCCGUCCAUGAAAGGAAUGCCUUAUCUGACACUGGACAGUACAGUUGUAUUUUUGCCCCUAGUUUCUCUUACACAAGAAACCCAAAUAUUCUUAAUCUUUAUCCACCUGCCAUAGCGUCCGUCCACUACAUCAAAGCUAUCUACUUAGACAAAGUGGUAGACCCACCUACCUACUGUUAUCUUUGAGCACACUACUCUCCACUGUGUUAAGUGUCAGUGGAGAAAAAUGUGGAUAAAUAUACACUUUAAUGUUCAUACAAGCAGUUUAGAGCAGCGAGAUCAAAUGUCAGGGUCUUUACAUCAGAAGGAGCAAUGGAACUGUUGAACGGUGACCAUUACUGACAUUUUUGCAUAAUCUGCCUGUUUUUCUUAGCCAGUGGAUGCACGACGAUGAUGUCAGUGAUAUCACACUUUGCAGCAUAUCGAACAAAAGGAAAAUGAAUGAAACAAGCAUAUUUGUCAGUGGAUUUAGACUGUUCAUUAUCAGGAAAUGUUUCACAGAUGUCUAGAAUAUAUCACUAUCUCCAAGUAAUCAUCUUUGGAAGUACAGAGGACAUUACACGCCUCUGUUUAGACGUUGUUUUGCACAUUAACUGGAGUUGAAGCAGCACAGAAAAUCACAACACUAGACUGCAUAGUAACUUUUAAAUACAGCUACAGAGUAACGCAGAAUCUGAUUCAAUGCUUUGUUCUAGUAAUAGACGCACUAGUAUUAAUAGUCCAGUUACUAUAAUAAAUGGAUCACAUUACAUUCCUCGCCUGAAAUGAAUCAAAUGUCUCAAGUUGAACAUGUAGAAACUUUCAAAUCCUGCUGUAGAGACAAACAAGGGCACAACACUAGACUCCAGCAGCCGUGUGUUCUCACAUCAGACUUUUGAUUAAGAGAUUAACAAGAUGGAGGUUAAACAACUUUAACUGUGAGAGAUUAUCCAGCAGCAGAGCCGACCUGUUGAACUGACUGAUAAUUUGGGUUUUAAAUUUUAAAAUCUCUUGACAACUUUUUCCGAAUGAUGAUGUGCUCCUUGGUGAAAUCAAACCGCAGAUCUUGGAGCCCUGAUAGAAAUUGUCAUGUUUUAUAAAUUAAUUUUUUUGAAAUGUUAUAAUAAAAUCCUGCUGAUGUACUUGGUCUGGACGAAGGAUAAAUCAUUAGCAUGUGCAGCGUAUCAAUCAGUAAGAUCAUGUGCCGACUGCUUGGGUCAUACUGUAUGUCUUGGUCACACCUGGACAAAUCAAUGCCUUUGUAUAAUAAGCCUGUAAAUUCUGGCUGUUGAUCAUGAACUGUUAAAACCUGACUUGCAGAAAAUGGAGUAAAACUCUUUGCUCACCAGG